Messenger RNA from Callorhinchus milii (elephant shark), 2458 nucleotides. RefSeq names its product lamin B1 (gene lmnb1). NCBI's taxonomy places the organism in Eukaryota, Metazoa, Chordata, Chondrichthyes, Chimaeriformes, Callorhinchidae. The record is from RefSeq and is a predicted model, not a curated record. Gene Ontology annotation, molecular function: structural molecule activity.
UUCUUGGGUGCAAAUGGCAACGGUGACUCCAAAGAGCCACCCCCACCCCCGGGCGAGCAGCCGGAGCUCGGGGGGGGGCACUCCGCUCAGCCCCACCCGCAUCAGCCGCCUGCAGGAGAAGGACGAGCUGAGGAACCUGAAUGACCGUCUGGCCGUCUACAUCGACGCGGUGCGCUCACUGGAGUCCCAGAACAGCCUCCUGCAGCUCCAGAUCUCCGAGAGGGAGGAGGUCAGCACCCGGGAGCUCAGCGGCAUCAGGAGUCUGUACGAGACCGAGUUGGCCGACGCCCGCCAGUCCCUGGACGAGACGGCCAAGGAGAGGGCUCGGCUCCAGAUCGAGCUCAGCACCAGCCGCUGCGACCACGACGGCCUCCUGCAGAGUUUUACUAAGAAAGAAUCGGAUUUAAAUGGUGCCCAGGCUCGAGUUAAAGACCUUGAAGCGGCGCUGCAUUCCAAAGAGGCUGUCCUUGCCACUGCACUGGGGGAAAAGCAAACCCUUGAAGGAGAUGUUGAGAUUCUCAGUGCUCGGGUUUCAAAGUUGGAAGGUUCCUUAGAUGGUGUGAAGAAACAGCUGGAAGAAGAAACUCUCUUGAGAGUAGACCUUGAGAAUCGAUGUCAAAGUCUGUCAGAGGAAUUGGAAUUCAGAAAGAACAUCUAUGAAGAGGAAAUCAAGGAAACCAGGAAAAAGCACGAGACUCGUCUGGUUGAAGUGGAUACGGGUCGGUUUAUAGAAUACGAGCACAAACUGUCCCAGGCCCUUCAGGAGCUGAGGCAACAACAUGAUCAGCAAGUGAAGAUCUACAAAGAAGAACUAGAACAGAACUACCAGAAUAAGCUUGAAAAUGCGAGACUGGCUUCUGCGAUGACCACCCGAUCAUCCAAGGCAACUGAAGAAGAACUGCGGGAAAAUCGCAUGAGAAUAGAAAGUCUUAGCACUCAGUUAUCCAGCAUGCAGAAGGAUGCUAGAGCUUGGCAAGAUAAGAUCCAGGAAUUGGAAGACACUCUGGAAAAGGAGAGGGAUUCAAACCAGAGGAUGAUGACCGCAAGAGAGAAAGAAAUGGCAGAGAUCCGAGCACAAAUGGAACAGCAGCAUGAAUACGAACAGCUUCUGGAUGUUAAACUGGCUUUGGAUAUGGAAAUUAAUGCCUACAGGAAACUGCUGGAGAGUGAAGAGGAGAGAUUGAAACUCUCUCCAAGUCCAUCAUCACGUGUGACGGUUUCUCGUGCCACAUCAAGCCGCAGUGUGCGUACAACCCGCGGAAAGAGAAAGCGGGUCGAUGUCGAGGAAUCUGAGGCUAGCAGUAGUGUCAGCAUCGCUCACCAUGCUUCUGCCACAGGCAAUAUUGUCCUCGAUGAAGUUGAUGUGGAUGGAAAAUUCAUCCGUCUGAAAAACAAUUCUGAUCAGGAUCAACCUAUGGGCAACUGGGAAAUGACCAGAAAAAUAGGGGAUGUGACUGCUACUUACAAGUUUACUGCAAAGUAUGUUUUGAAGGCAGGACAGGCCACUACGGUCUGGGCUACCGAUGCUGGUGUGACAUCGAGUCCACCUGCCAACCUCAUCUGGAAGAACCAGCCUGCCUGGGGCACUGGGGAAGAUGUGAAAGUCAUUCUGAAGAAUUCUCAGGGAGAGGAAGUGGCUGAUAGAACAACUAUUUACACAACUACUGUGCCGGAGGAGGAAGAAGUUGAGAUUCAAGAAGAGGAUCUCUUUCAUCAACAGGGAGAUCCAAGAGCAGCCAACAGGAGCUGUGCAGUAAUGUGAUCGUCUUCCAAGACUUCUUCAAAAACAAAAAGUUCAUUGCUGCCUAUGUCAAACUUUAUAUCCAGAUUCACAACUAUUUUUGUAUUUCACAUUGACUUGUACAUUCAAUAUUUUAGGUAUUUUGUUAAAUUUCAUUAUUUUGUAAAAUGCACAAACUGGAUUCCAGGCCUUUUUACGAUUUCUUUUGCUUUACUGAGCUUUUUGUAGAACAGUAACAGGGAUUGGAGUUUAAAGGAGCCAGUGUGUUUCUGCAAAAAAAGACAAUGUGAAUCGCAGACGUUUUUUUAAUCAAAAGUUUUAUCUGAUACUACCACAGACAAAAAAACAGGUUGGAAAGGUAAUGAGUUGUUAAAUUGGCCAUUUAAAGAGGCAGCUACAUUUGUGACAAGGCCUUCAUUUUGAGUUUAUGGGUGCUGUUGUGGGGGGAGUAGUUCAAUAACAUUUUGUAAAUUUAUAAAUACAGCACUGAGCUCAACAUUUUAAUUUUUUAAAUGUUUAUACGAAGAUGGUAAAAAUGUACCACAAAAAUUGGGAUGAAGGGAAAUUCUUCUGUUGUGGCUUUUUCCUCCUCCCUCUUUCCCACCUGAGUGGGUGGGAACAUAGUGAGUCUGAAUAUAGAUGUUAGUUUUUAAACUUAGCAAUUGCAUACCUGGAUUUUCUUUACAAGAUGGACAAAAUAAACAUUGUUUAAUUAAA